Messenger RNA from Danaus plexippus (monarch butterfly), 2293 nucleotides. RefSeq lists its product as uncharacterized. The record is from RefSeq and is a predicted model, not a curated record. Lineage: Eukaryota; Metazoa; Arthropoda; Insecta; Lepidoptera; Nymphalidae. Bases 94 to 2043 code for a protein of 649 amino acids. The transcript is spliced from 4 exons.
UUUCUCAUGAACUCAGAUCGCGUAGAUUAUAAUAAGUAAAGAUGUAUAAAAGGAAGAUUAUCCGAGAGUCAGUUAGUGAGUGAACACGUAGCCAUGAGAUCGGUCUGUUUAGCUUUUGGGAUUUUGUUGGCAUUUACCAAUGCAUCUGAGAGAGUUCAAAGAAGCUACGGCGGAGGUGGAGGGGGCGGAGGUGGCGGCGGAUUCGGUUUUGGUGGCGGAGGCGGAUUCGGAUAUGGAGGUGGAGGUGGCGGCGGAGGUGGAUUUGGAGGAGGCCUCGGCGGGGGUGCUGGAUUAGGAGCAGGAUUGGAUGUUAUUCGAAGUGGCGUUCAUGGUAUCCUCGAUAAAGUACACGAAGGCCUCGGCAAUAUCGGCGCUGGUGCAGGUGGAGCCGGCGGUUUUGGAGGAAGUUUUGGAGCUGGUUUAGGAGGAAGUGCUGGAGGUGGUAGUGGCUUAGGAGGAGGAGCCGGCGGGGGCAUCGGAGGUGGAAAAGAAAAAGUUGUUUACACCAAGUCUGACGAUGGUAAAUCCGGUGGAUUUGCAUUCACUGGAACCACUGGGAACGGUGGAUAUGGCGGAGGUGGUGGAUACAGCAGCGGCGGUGGUGGCAGCGGCUAUGGCGGAGGAGCUGGAGGAGGAAGUGGUCAUAGCAGCGGACAUGGUGGAGGUAGUGCUGGAGGAUUCGGAGGUAAUGGAGCUUCCGGUAGCGGAGGACUAGGAGGUGGUGCUGGAGGUGGAAUUGGAGGAGGUGCUGGGAUUGGUAGUGGACAUGGAGGAAGUGCCGGAGGUUCUGGAGGUUUUGGAGGUUCUGGCAGCGGAGGAUUUGGUACUGGACUGGGAGGUGGCGCUGGUCUAGGAGGUGGGUCUGGAGGUGGACAUGGAGGCAGCAGUGGAGGUUCUGGAAGUUAUGGAGGUUCUGGUAGCGGAGGACUAGGAGGUGGGUCUGGAGGUGGACAUGGAGGCAGCUCUGGAGGUUCUGGAGGUUAUGGAGGUUCUAGUAGCGGAGGACUAGGAAGUGGCUCUGGACUAGGAGGUGGCGCUGGACUAGGUGGUGGCGCUGGAUUAGGAGGUGGUGCUGGAGGUGGACAUGGAGGCAGCACUGGAGGUUCUGGAGGUUAUGGAGGUUCUGGUAGCGGAGGACUAGGAAGUGGCUCUGGACUAGGAGGUGGCGCUGGACUAGGAGGUGGCGCUGGACUAGGAGGUGGCGCUGGACUAGGUAGUGGCGCUGGAUUAGGAGGUGGUGCUGGAGGUGGACAUGGAGGCAGCACUGGAGGAUCUGGAGGUUCUGGAGGUUAUGGAGGUUCUGGUAGCGGAGGACUAGGAAGUGGCUCUGGACUAGGAGGUGGCGCUGGACUAGGAGGUGGGGCUGGACUAGGAGGUGGCGCUGGAAUAGGAGGUGGCGCUGGAGGUGGACAUGGAGGCAGCAGUGGAGGUUCUGGAGGUUAUGGAGGUUCUGGCAGCGGAGGACUAGGAGGUGGCGCUGGACUAGGUGGUGGCGCUGGAUUAGGAGGUGGUGCUGGAGGUGGACAUGGAGGCAGCAGUGGAGGUUCUGGAGGUUAUGGAGGUUCUGGUAGCGGAGGACUAGGAGGUGGCGCUGGACUAGGUGGUGGCGCUGGAUUAGGAGGUGGUGCUGGAGGUGGACAUAGAGGAAGCAUUGGAGGUUCUGGAGGUUAUGGAAUUUCUGGUAGCGGAGGACUAGGAGGAGGGCUAGGAGGUGGGCUAGGAGGUGGACUUGGUGGUAAUGGAGGAAUUGGCGGAGGACACGGAUUCAGUGCUGGAGGUUUAAGUAGUGGGGGUCUCGGAGGUGGCGCUGGACUAGGUGGCGCACUUGGCGCUGGUAUCAGUGGCUUAGGAGGGUUCGGUGGUUUCGGUGGAAGCCAUGGAGGUUACGGAGCAUCAGGAGGGUCGCAUGGUGGUUCAAGUGGAUGUGGUUCAGGUUCCUGCGGUGGCUGCGGUUCAGGUUCUUGUGGUGGUCAUGGUGGGGCAUUUGCCAAAGCGAGCGCCUCUGCUUCUGCCUCAGCCUCAGCAGGUAGUUAUGGAAAAUAACUAAAACCAAGGCCAAUAAUAAAACCUGUCAUGAUUAACUUAUAAGGAUCUACUCUUAGUAUUUACAACUAACUACAAUAUUGAAUUUAUUGUAACAACAACUUUUAUUAAUAAUUUUUUAUAAAAAAUUUAUCUUCUUGAGAUUAACUGAAGCCAAGCUAAUACUGUGAUUGUAACGAUUAUGAUAUUAUUAUCUUUGUAUAGUCAUAAAUAAAUAAGUUUUUUUAAUUAAUAUAAAUUUACCUGCAAA